Messenger RNA from Columba livia (rock pigeon), 5740 nucleotides. It is a transcript of the gene SH3BGRL2, whose product is annotated as SH3 domain binding glutamate rich protein like 2. NCBI's taxonomy places the organism in Eukaryota, Metazoa, Chordata, Aves, Columbiformes, Columbidae. The record is from RefSeq and is a predicted model, not a curated record. The transcript has 5 exons. Gene Ontology annotation, cellular component: cytoplasm. The coding region runs from base 1 to 717 and encodes 238 amino acids.
AUGAGGGACAACCUUGCUGCAGCUCGUCGUUCAUCAUGCUCUGGGGCCACCUUGACCCACCGGGCAGCCCCGGGCGUUGGGGACGCGGCAGCUUGCAGUCCGUACGCUGCCGGCUCGGCUGCGCUGGCCCGCCCGGGGAGAACUACAGCGCCCGUCGGCCCCUGCGCUCCGCCCCCACCUUUCCCGCCUCUUGCCGUUAUCGCUGCCUCCUGUCAGCGAGGCGCCGGACCCGGCUCGCCCGAGAGGGUCUGCCGCCGCAGGGAGCGGGGCGCUGCGGGGCGGCUCCAGCUCCGGUCCCGUCCUGUGCGGGGGAGCGGUGUUCCCUCAGCCGCACCGCCCUGUCCCGUUCGGUCCCGUCGCCGCGGCGGCGGCGCGGCUCAUGAGGUGAAGAUGGUGAUCCGCGUCUUCGUCGCCUCCUCCUCGGGCUCGGUGGCGAUAAAGAAGAGACAGCAAGAUGUGGUGAGGUUUCUGGAAGCCAACCGCAUAGAGUUUGAAGAAGUGGAUAUCACGAUGUCAGAGGAGAAAAGACAAUGGAUGUAUAAAAAUAUUCCUGAGGAUAGGCAGCCCGCGCAAGGCAACCCACUGCCACCACAGAUAUUCAGUGAUGAUCGGUACUGUGGGGAUUACGAUGGCUUCUUUGAAUCAAAGGAGAGCAACACUGUCUUCUCCUUUCUGGGACUGAAACCUACUUUGACAUCAAAGGAGUCAGAACCCUAGAAAGCCUAUCUGAAGUAUCGACAAGCACAUCUUCCGGAUGAAUGACCCUGUUCUUCAGCACACAACAGCUUCCCUAAUGGAUCACUGUGAUAGAGUGAACACGCAUCUUUAGUAGUAGUCUGCUUGCCAUGAGACGGUGCUCUCCAGUAAUGUGGAGUUAAUAACUUGUAUAUGAAACACAAUUAAGGCUGGGCUACUCAUCUUCCUUUUUAAAAAUAUUGUUAAUGUUUCACUUCUGUCUUUGGAUUGCUUUUGCAACUGGCACUGAUAUUCUAAUAGACACAUAUGUUUGAGAGAAAGGAGUGGAAGUGUAGGGCUUCUGUAGUUCUCGGAUAUACUUGUGUAGUCAGAUUUCUCACCUUUUUUAAUUCUUCCAGCUACUGUAGUUGAAAUUAUUCAUCAUGAUAGUUAAAGUGCUGGUGGUUAUUAGAAUGUUUGUGCUGGUUAUGAUUCAGAAGGUGAAAAAUGUCAAUCUUAAGAUCUCAGUCUAAGCCCAUAACUGUCGUAUUUUUACAUGUCUACAUUUAUUUAUUGUGAUGUUUAUGCUAGAUCAUGUUUAUUGUAAGAGACAUGGGCUGUUAACCUUGUUCAUGAAAACUUAAUUUGUCUAAUGAUGAGCAUUGCAACUGACUGUUUGAAAACAGUUGUUAUCAUGGAGGAGGUGCCAAAGUGAAAUAUUUUGACAUGGUUCCUGUUCCAAAUGCAGCUGAAAAGUGCAUGAAAACACUUGGUGGAAAUUACUGGGUAGUUCAGAAGAAGCAGUCUCAUAGCUAGUGAUAAUAUUAAGUUAUCUCUUAAUUGUGAAAGACUUAAAAUCCAAAGUUGGAGCUCCAUAGUUGGACUGUCUUAAAAUGAAAUUUUGCCAAAACCUUGAGUUUACCUUCAAUAACACACAGCUCCACCAUCAGCCACAUGAGAGUCAGGUAGAUACUUUGAGAGCUAGGGCUCAAUCCCAUGGAUGGUUAAACACUCUCCUGUAGUCCGAGAGCCCACCUAACAUGCCCAGCUGUUGUCCUGGUUAUAUCCCCAGCUGUGGAAAUAUGGAGAUGCCUCAAAGACAGUGAGAAAGCUGAGCGUGUGCUUUGCCGGCUGACGGCACAAUGGUCAGCUCAGCUGAGGAACAGGAGCCAACUAAAGGAAGCAGAGAUUGUUCCAGUGGGACUGCAUUGAUGCAUAUAGCAGAACUCAGGCCCAUGACUUGCCAAUAACCACUACAAAAUGCAUUCUAGACAGAAAUCAAAUUGCAUUAUGCAUUUUGAAUCAAGUCUGGCUAUGAAAAUAACAGCUAUGCUGUAAUGUAGCUUUUACUCAAGUGAUUUCCUAAUGACAGGGUAGUGCCAUUCCCAUAAACGUCGUUAUGUCUUUGGGUAAAUGAAAGACAACCAUUAAAUGGGAAAACUUCUUUGCAAUCACAGCGUCACUCAGACUGUGUGGCUUGAAGGAAGCCAAACGUGUAAAAAGUGUCUGGAAGCAACACUGUCUGUGCAACAAACCGCACGUUCUGUUAAAAUCAGUAACCGUGGCAUCUGAGACAUUUUAGUUGGAAGGAACAACUGGAGGUCAUCUGGUCCAGCACUGUCAAAAUCAGGGCUAACACCAGCAAUAGCUUUGAUCAGAUAUGGGUUUGUCCAGCUGAGUGUUAAAAAUAUCCAAAGAUGAAGAUCUCAUAACCCUCCAGGCAACCUGUGCCAGCACUGUAGUGCUCUCCUAGUGAAAGCUGUCUUUAAUGUCUAGCCUCAACUUGCAGGCUGUAAUUUGUGGCCGUUGCCUUUGCUAAGUUUUCUGGCACUCACAGGAAGAAAUCGGCACCCUCCUUUUUGUAACUGCCCUCAAGAUAGUUGUCGGCUACUGUUAGAUCACCUCUUAGCUGCCUUCUUACCAGAAUAAUCUAACCUGGCUUCCUCAACCUCUCUUCACAGGCUGUGUGCUUUAGGCCCGUGGCUGCUUUGGUGGAGGGCUACUCUUUCCAGUUUGUUCACAUCCCUCUUGAACUGGGAGAAGGUCUCAAAAUGAUAUUUCAGAUGUCGCCUCACCAGUGCUGAGUAGAGUGGGAUAAUAACUUUCCUCAGCCUACAUGCUUUCCCCUUUUUGCAGUGGGUACGUUGCUGGCUCAUGAUCAGCAGGGCAUUCACUAGGAUCCCCAGGGCCCUUCAGUGGGGGCGUUACUGUGUCUGUUGUCUCCCAGUCCAUGCUGAUGCCUUGCCACUCCCUAGGGCAGAACUUUCGACUUGUCCUUAUCAAGCUUCAUGAGGUUUCUGUUGGUCCAGUCCUCAAGGUUUUUGAGAUGCCACUGGACUGAAGCUCUGCCAGCUGUUACCAACCACUGAACCAGGUUCAGGUGUCAUUCACAGAUUUGCUGAGGUUGCACGCUAGGUCAUCAUCCAAGUCCCUGCUGAACAACAGGAGAACUGUGGCCUCUCAAGUUUUGGACAAAGACUUAGGACUACAGAGGUGUGACAUGAACAAUGCUCAUGACUACCGGUUGCUGGAGUAAAGAACAGGUUGCCUUCCUGUUCGUGUUGUCUCAGCUACAAACUGCUUAGAAGCUGUGUGGCUUUUCCUUCUAGCCCAAAGGCAAGAAAGCUGUAAAAAAGAUUAUCUUAAAGGAGUCCAUCCAUAAAUCAGUUUCUCUUUGGAUCCUCUGGUGCCUCCUCAGCUCAGUUAAAGGGCUGGUUGGAGCAAGAGCUCACAGAUUUGAAGUCUAUGGUUGUAUUUACUGGUCAAAAUCUUAACUACAUCACCUCUAGAGGAAUUCUGAGUGGGAGCUGAUAACAUGUAUAUACAUAUAUGUAUGUGCAUUUUUAAGAAUUAUGUUUUCUAUGGUAAGUUAUUGUGACAUUUUUGUCACCAAUCCCAUAUUUUCAUUAGACUUGAACUUCACUAUAGGAAGGGAAUGUGACAUGACAUGACAUGACAUGACAUGACAUGACAUGACAUGGAGCUGUACAUUGUUAACUUCACCAAAUUCAAUAUAACUAUUCCUAAAAAAAAGUUAAAAAAUAUUUAACUUUGGAAACGAAUACAUGUAUAAAUUUACAUAAUUACACAGUUGAUUACAGAGAAGCCAUCCUGGAUUUAUCAUGUACUUGAUAUGUUGUAAACCUCAAGAACUGCCUCAAGUCCCAGUUUUGAAAAACUUACCUAAGUGUGUAAGUACAUCCACAUGAGUAAUCCUGGGCAAAAUCCCAGGCUUACUGAUGUGAAAAGCAAAACCACACUGAUUUCUCCAGAGAUGAAAUUAGUUUCACAAAACUCCUCUUGAAUUUUGGUAAUUGUAGCAUAGAAACCUCCUGUUCAGUGGAGGGCUAAUCCUGUUAGAGCUGUUAGGUAAACCUAGCUUAUUUCAGAGCAGGCAUAUGGGCAUGACCAGCUGCACGGAGAACAACACUAGCUCCAAAGACAUCCUGCUUGCUUGCAUGGAUUGGCAGUGUGAGUCCCUUAGAAUAUGUGCUUUUGAAUUAGAAAAGGCUAGGGGUUUUUUGUUUUUAUUUUUAAAAAUAUAUAUAUAUGUUCCUUGAACGUGAAUUUGCUCUGUUGUGUGACAGGCUUAUUUUUGUAAUUAAGAAAAGUAGAGUUCUAGUUUGUUACACAAGAUGAUCUGGAAUUUUUUAAACUGGUUUUGUAAUAAGGAAAUGUAACUAUCAGGUAACUGAAACGGUCUGUGGAAACUGGAGCCAUUUAUUGAAAGAAAUAGCAAAUUCUUAAUUCUAUUUAAAAUACUUGCUAGAGAAACAAAUUAUCCCAGUUUUUAGCCAACACUUGUAACUACCCCACUUUUUAAAAUGGGGAGCAGUGUGAAUUAAACUGCAAGUCCUUGUACCUAGAUAAAGCUGCUGUGUGGGCUGACAUGCGCACUCACAUUCACUGUAUCAGUGGCUUUGAUAGAGGGGUUUUGUUUGUGCCACACACUACUGGAUAGUGCCUUGCCAGAAAGAGGACUGUUUCUGUAGGGUCUUCUUAGAUGUGCUUAAACUUUGAACUGAGAAAGGGGUAGCUUCUAUAUUGCUAUUUUUUUAAUAAUGCAGUAAACACAUACUUUGUAAGGUUGAAACAGUUUUUGAUGAGUCUUCUGAACUCUUGAUUUUUCAUAGUGUUGCUUUUGCUUUUUUUUUUUCUUUUCAUUUUUCUUGGCUGUCUAGAAUCAAAUGUUACAAGGGAAGUGGACCUGGAGUAAACCCCUAAAUCCAUGUUUACACUUAAAAAUAACUGUGUGGUUCAAGUGUUGAGCAGCGCAAGUGCUAUCACUUAAAUGAACAGGAGCUGCCAAGCUCUCAGUGGAUUAGUUAGUUUUCCCUUCCAGCCCUGUCCUCCUGUCAGGCUGUUUAUUUAGGGAGCCCAGUUCUGGGAAUAUCAUGAUUCAGAAGUAGGACCCUGAGAUUUUAGGCAGUGGCACUUCACAGGAGUGCGAAAGUGGGGUCAUCACCAGAGAAGUGCCAAAUCCCAAUAGUCUUCCGUGACUUGUCCACUGAUUUCACUAGAUCUUGGUGGGAGCAGGAGGGAGUCCUGUGUGUUCACCCUGCACGGGGAGGGGAAGCAGUAGACACGGUGCUGAACAGCCCAUGGCUUGUUGACAGCACCCUGAGCAGUGAUGGUCACAGGGGCCUUGGCUGGCCAUGCCGUGGGGGACGCCACACGCUCCUCGGGGCUCCCACCUGCAUCAUGGCCUGUCCUUCACCCUCUUGCUCCCAAAGGAAUUUGGGAGGGGACAUGGAGAACAGCUUCUGGAGAGCAGUCCUGCAGCCAGGGCAGGUCCAGCUUACUCCCUUGUUCCUGUUCUUUACCUCCUCCUUAUGUGCUUCAUCCUGUCCCGCCUAGACCUACCUGCGUGCAAAGCUUCCACUCCCGACCAUUUGUAGCACCCCUGUGAGGUGGCAAAUGCGGAACUGGUGUUCACCUGCAUGGUGCCAGUGUUCUGUCACUCAGAGGGGGAGGGAGCACGUUGCAUCUUAGGCUGCGUACACGUGGAGUUUUAAAUUAUGUAUUAAAACCAUGUUCAUCUAAUAAAAAAAUGUGAUGCAUAAAA